Molecule: messenger RNA, 5340 nt
Organism: Tachyglossus aculeatus (Australian echidna)
Lineage: Eukaryota; Metazoa; Chordata; Mammalia; Monotremata; Tachyglossidae
Gene: LRRC7
Product: leucine rich repeat containing 7
Exons: 26
Coding region: 1-4866 (1621 amino acids)
Biological process (GO): neurotransmitter receptor transport, endosome to postsynaptic membrane; neurotransmitter receptor transport postsynaptic membrane to endosome
Cellular component (GO): adherens junction; postsynaptic density; postsynaptic membrane
Molecular function (GO): protein binding
Source: RefSeq, a predicted model, not a curated record
AUGGAGAACCUAAUGAGGGGUAGGAAUUUUCCCCAAUUCCAGAGAAACAUUGUUAUGCAGGAGGUCCGUCCCCCACUGAGGAAGAGACCUGAAGAGGAAUUGCAGUGUCUGGAAAUGACAACCAAGCGGAAGAUCAUCGACCGCCUGGUGCCAUGUCGAUGCUUCCGAGGAGAAGAAGAAAUCAUCUCCGUGUUAGAUUACUCCCACUGCAGCCUUCAACAGGUGCCAAAGGAAGUUUUUAACUUUGAAAGGACAUUAGAAGAACUUUAUCUGGAUGCCAAUCAAAUUGAAGAUCUACCUAAGCAAUUGUUCAACUGUCAAGCGCUACGCAAACUGAGUAUACCUGACAAUGACCUUUCAAGUCUGCCAACUACCAUUGCUAGCCUCGUUAAUCUAAAAGAACUCGACAUCAGUAAAAACGGGGUACAAGAAUUUCCAGAAAAUAUAAAGUGCUGUAAAUGUUUAACAAUUAUCGAAGCCAGUGUCAAUCCCAUUUCCAAGCUCCCUGAUGGCUUCACACAGCUUCUCAACCUGACCCAGCUCUACCUGAAUGAUGCCUUUCUGGAGUUUCUUCCAGCCAACUUUGGAAGACUUGUGAAAUUGCGGAUCUUGGAGUUAAGAGAAAACCACUUGAAAUCUCUACCAAAGUCAAUGCACAAACUGGCACAGUUGGAGAGGCUUGACUUGGGCAAUAACGAGUUCAACGAGAUGCCCGAGGUUCUGGAUCAAAUACAAAACCUGAGGGAACUGUGGAUGGAUAACAAUGCACUUCAAACACUACCUGGGUCUAUAGGAAAGUUAAAGAUGUUGGUGUACCUGGAUAUGUCCAAAAACAGGAUCGAAACCAUUGACAUGGAGAUCUCUGGAUGUGAAGCGCUUGAAGACCUGCUAUUGUCAUCCAAUAUGCUGCAACAGCUGCCUGACUCCAUAGGACUGUUGAAAAAACUUACCACUCUGAAAGUAGAUGACAAUCAACUUACACUGUUACCCAAUGCAAUUGGAAGUUUGUCUUUAUUAGAAGAAUUUGACUGUAGCUGUAAUGAACUGGAGUCCUUGCCUUCCACCAUUGGCUACCUUCAUAGUCUUCGAACAUUAGCCGUGGAUGAGAAUUUCCUGCCUGAAUUGCCCAGAGAAAUUGGAAGCUGUAAGAAUGUUACAGUCAUGUCCCUGCGCUCCAACAAACUGGAAUUCCUUCCUGAAGAGAUUGGACAGAUGCAAAAACUGCGGGUCUUGAAUUUGAGUGACAACAGACUGAAGAAUUUACCAUUCUCGUUUACCAAACUUAAAGAACUUGCAGCUUUGUGGCUUUCUGACAAUCAAUCCAAGGCCCUUAUCCCUUUGCAAACAGAAGCCCACCCUGAAACAAAACAAAGAGUGUUAACCAACUACAUGUUUCCCCAGCAACCUCGUGGUGACGAAGAUUUCCAGUCAGACAGCGACAGUUUUAACCCUACUCUGUGGGAGGAGCAGAGACAACAACGAAUGACCGUUGCCUUUGAAUUUGAAGAGAAAAAGGAAGAAGAAGAAAAUGCUGGCAAAGUUAAGGAUCACAUUUGCCAUGCCCCCUGGGAAAGGGGCCAGCGUGGGAUUACCCUCCAACCUGCCAGACUGUCUGGCGACUGCUGCGCACCAUGGGCCAGGUGUGAUCAGCAGAUCCAAGAUAUGCCCGUUCCCCAGACUGACCCCCAGCUGGCAUGGGGUUGUAUAAGUGGUCUCCAGCAGGAAAGCAGCCUGUGUACUCAAUUGCCAGUGGCAGCACAUUCCACCACUCUUCCCUCUCUAAGUGGCAGACAGGUGGAGAUAAACCUAAAACGCUAUCCAACUCCUUAUCCAGAAGACUUAAAAAAUAUGGUAAAGUCUGUUCAAAGUCUGGUGGGCAAAACGAGUCACGGAGGUCGUGCUGAGAAUUCGAACCCGGCCGCUAACCCGGAGCAGGCUGGGAAGGAGAAGUAUGAACACCAGUGGGCCAUGACGCCCAAGGAGAUCAAAGUUGAGGGUUCCUUCGUUCACCCGGUCAGUGAAAUGAGGAUGGGAGAACUUCACUCGUCACUGGCUGAAACUCCCUUAUACCCACCCAAACUCGUCCUCCUCGGCAAAGACAAGAAAGAAUCGACAGAUGAGUCUGAAGUCGACAAAACUCACUGUCUGAAUAACAGUGUUUCCUCAGGCACUUACUCGGACUACUCACCUUCCCAGGCGUCCUCAGGGUCCUCGAAUGCCCGGGUUAAAGUGGGGUCCAUGCAGGCAACAGCUAAAGAUGCCAUGAAUAAUUCUUUGUGGGGUAACAGGCUUGUGCAAACCUUUCCUCAACCUAUCGACUCGAAGCCAUUGCUCAGCCAGCGCGAGUCCCUGCCAGCGGGGAGUCAGCAGCAGCAGCAGAUGCAGCAGAUGCAGCAGCAGCAGAUGCAGCAGCAGCAGCAGCAGCAGCAGAUUCAGCAGCAGCAGCAGCAGCAACAGCAGCAGCAGCAGCAGCAGCGUCCCGAGCGACUCCCGUUGGGCAACGCUUUUACCGACAGCUGGCCCGACGGCUCCCAUUACGACAACACGGGCUUCGUGGCCGAGGAGAGCCCGGCGGAGAAUCCGGCCGGGAGCGGGCUCCUGAACUCCAAGGCCAGAAGCUCAGCCCCUCACGGGCGCCGGCCUCUCCUGAGGCAAGACCGGAUCGUUGGCGUCCCCCUGGACCUCGAGCAGCCCACCCACAGGAAUCCGGCCGACUCUGAAGUGCCUCCUUCCAAUCCUUGGCAGAAUUGGACCCGCACCCCCAGUCCUUUCGAAGACAGGACGGCGUUCCCUUCGAAACUGGAGAGCACCCCUACCACCAGCCCUCUGCCCGAAAGGAAAGACCUCAUCAGUGAACCGGCCGAAAUCCCCGGCCCGUUUACUUCCGGCGUGCCCUGGGAGUACCACGACUCCAACCCCAACCGGAGCCUCGGCAACGUCUUUUCCCACAUUCACUGCCACCCAGAGCCUUCCAAAGGCGUUCUCUCCAUGAGCAAGAGCACCGAGAGGCUCUCCCCUCUGAUGAAAGAUAUCAAGUCCAGUAAGUUUAAGAAGUCCCAGAGUAUUGACGAGAUAGACAUUGGUACAUACAAGGUGUAUAACAUACCGCUAGAAAACUAUGCGUCUGGCCACGACCCCUUAGGGAUCCACGAAAGACCAGAUAGACUGAUGGGGCCGGAGCAUGGUAUGUCUAGUAUGUGUCGGAGCCAGUCUGUACCAAUGCUGGAUGAUGAAUUGUUGACUUACGGAAGCAGUAAAGGUGGGCAGCAGCAGCAGCAACAACAGAAGCCCUCCGUGACCAAAAAAGUCUACCAGUUUGACCAAAGCUUCAAUCCUCAAGGAGCAGUGGAAGUAAAAGCGGACAAGAGGGUUCCGCCCCCAUUCCAACCCAACUCGGAGUUUGUGCCACCGGCCGGCAAGAGCAUCGCAAAGGAUCUGGUGAGCCCUCGGGCUUACAGGGGCUACCCCCCGAUGGAGCACAUGUUUUCGUUCUCUCAGCCCUCUGUCAACGAGGAGGUCAUCAGCGCGCAGUUGGCCAGCCAGGGCUCGAGGGCGGGGUUCCUGAGACGGGCCGACUCGCUGGCCAGCUCCACGGAGAUGGCCAUGUUCAGGCGGGUCAGCGAGCCUCACGAACUGUCUCAGAGCGAGAGGUACGGCCGGCCGCCUCCGUACAGGGGAGGCCUGGAUCGCCAAAGCAACGUCUCUGGGACCGAGCCCCAAUUCCUCAAGAGGAAUGGCAGGUAUGAAGAGGAGCAUCCUUCUUACCAGGAAGUGAAAGCCCAGUCUGGAAGUUUCCCGGCUAAAAACCUCACCCAGAGGAGGCCGCUGUCUGCCAGAAGCUACAGUACUGAGAGUUACGGUACAUCCCAAACCAGGCCAGUUUCGGCGAGGCCUACCAUGGCAGCUCUUUUGGAAAAGAUACCAUCUGACUAUAACUUGGGUAACUAUGGCGACAAGCCAUCCGAUAACAGUGAUCUAAAGACGAGGCCCGCCCCUGGGAAGGGAGAGGAGAGCUGUGGGAAAAUGCCAGCAGACUGGAGACAACAGCUACUUAGACAUAUAGAAGCUAGAAGGUUAGACAGGAAUGCUGCUUACAAACACAACACUGUUAACCUUGGCAUGCUGUACACUGGACGUUUUUCAGCAAUGCAUGCAGGCAGAAGCAUGACUUUAGACUUACAGCCUAAAUCUAAAUUUGAAAACCAAAUACAUCAAGAACUGCUUCUUCAGAAAACCCCAUCCCAGCAAAGCAACAUUCUAGACAAUGGACAAGAAGACGUCUCUCCGAGUGGCCAGUGGAAUCCUUAUCCACUUGGGAGACGAGAUGUGCCACCGGACACCAUUACUAAAAAGACAGGCAGCCACAUCCAGACCCUGAUGGGAUCACAGAGUCUACAGCAUCGAAGUCGGGAGCAGCAGCAACAGCAGCAGCAGCAGUAUGAGGGAAACAUCAACAAAGUGACCAUCCAGCAGUUCCAGUCUCCCCUCCCCAUCCAGAUCCCUUCCUCCCAGACACCCCGCGGGCCUCAGCCUGGACGAUGCUUAAUCCAAACUAAAGGACAGCGGAGCAUGGACGGCUAUCCUGAGCAGUUUUGCGUGCGAAUAGAAAAGAAUCCUGGGCUUGGAUUUAGCAUCAGUGGUGGAAUAAGUGGUCAAGGAAAUCCAUUUAAACCUUCUGACAAGGGUAUCUUUGUUACUAGGGUUCAGCCUGAUGGGCCAGCAUUCAGCCUGCUGCAGCCUGGCGAUAAGAUCCUUCAGGCGAAUGGACACAGUUUUGUACAUAUGGAACAUGAGAAGGCUGUAUUACUACUGAAGAGUUUCCAGAACACAGUAGACCUAGUUAUUCAACGUGAGCUUACCAUCUAAAUAUUUUUAUAAAUAGCGAAAAUACGUCUAGCCAGACCUAAUGUUCAAAGAUAAAUUUCUACAUAGGAAACAAACUUUGCCAAUUGCUGGACCAAUGGCAAACAUUAGUGCCAAAUGUAUGAUAACUACAUGUUAGUUCUGAUCAUCUUUAAAAAUGUUACCUAUAUAAAUAUGAUGUUCAUGUGGUUAUGUAUCAGUUUUAAUUGUCAGCCUCUGGCUGUGCAUUGGUGCAGUUUUUGGGUUUUUUUUUUUAAAUCAAAUUAGUUUCUUCUCCAAGUGGAUUUCAUAUAAUUUCAGAGCACGGAAGCACACACAGGUUCUGUAAGGAUUCUGCUGUCCAUCAGAAACACUGCCUCAAAAUUGUAUAUGCCUUUAUAUAGAAAUCCAAAUACAGAGAAAUGUAAUUCCCAUAAAAUAUUUCUAGCACAAGUUAUAUGUUGGCAUAUAUAAAGAAAAUUAUACAGAAAAGGAAUA